This is a messenger RNA of Soboliphyme baturini, 1131 nucleotides long. The record is from the annotation of a GenBank genome assembly. NCBI's taxonomy places the organism in Eukaryota, Metazoa, Nematoda, Enoplea, Dioctophymatida, Soboliphymatidae.
AUGGAUACAUUCGAUGUUCUGGCGAAUCAGCCAAUAGUGAUCGACAAUGGUUCCGGUGUGAUUAAAGCCGGAUUCGCUGGUGACCGUAGUCCGAAGAGCGUUUUUCCCAACUACGUGGGACGCGUCAAACACGUACGGGUGAUGGCCGGAGCCCUGAGCGACGAUGUCUUUGUAGGUCAGAAAGCGGUAGAGUACCGUGGUCUAUUAAACAUUCGGUACCCGAUGGAGCACGGCAUCAUAACGGACUGGAACGACAUGGAGCUGGUGUGGCAGUUUCUGUACAGCAAGGACCAACUGCAGACGUUUCCGGAAGAGCACCCAGUUCUGUUGACAGAAGCGCCGGUCAACCCAAGAAAGAAUCGCGAGAAGGCAGCCGACAUCUUUUUCGAGACUUUCAAUGUUCCCGCUUUGUUCAUCUCUGUUCAGGCGAUCCUGAGUCUUUACUCAACAGGAAGAACAACGGGUGUGGUUCUGGACUGCGGUGACGGCGUCACGCAAGCGGUGCCGAUCUUCGAAGGUUUCGUGAUACCGCACAGCAUCAUGCGGUCAAAUAUCGCCGGCCGUGACGUCACUCGUUUUCUCCGUUUCCUUUUACUGAAGGAAGGCAUCGACCUGCAUCGCAGUUGUGAACUGGAGCUGCAUCGCACAAUCAAGGAGAAAGUGUGUUUCCUAUCGACCAAUCCGAACCGGGACGAAUCUCUGGAAAACGAAAAGAUAUCAUAUACUUUGCCGGACGGAAGCGUCGUCGAAAUAGGUCCGGCUCGUUUUCGAGCGCCUGAGGUACUCUUUCGAUCGGAUUUGAUCGGUGAGGAAUACGAUGGUGUGCACGAAUGUCUGAUCGGCAGCGUACAAAAGUCUGAUAUUGAACUACGCAAGACCCUUUACCAGAAUAUAGUGUUAUCCGGCGGCAGCACGAUGAUUCACGGCUUCGGUGAUCGUCUUCUAAACGAGGUAAAGAAACUCGCUCCGAAAGAUAUCAAAAUCAAGAUCUUUGCUCCGCAAGAGCGACAGUAUUCGACUUGGAUCGGUGGCUCGAUUUUAGCCAGUCUAGACACGUUCCGAAAGAUGUGGGUAUCCAAGAAGGAAUACGAGGAAGAAGGCCCUCGGGUGAUUCACAGAAAGUUCUUCUGA